AUGGAGCAGGAUUGUAUCGCUGGUCUGUACCAGUCUCUGGGUAUGUCUGUCGGAGCUGAGUUUUCCACUGAAGACGUGAGUCUCCUCUUCCGCAAAGUGUUUCAUGUUCCCGCUAACAGGGAUGAAGCACAUGUGGCCAUGAAGAAGAUUGCAGGAACUGAUAACAGCUGGUCCUGUGUUGGUGAAAAUGUUUUGGAUGUUCUCCUAGAAAUGGAAAGGGAGAGGAAAAAGAAGGAAAAGCUUUUAAAUUUGGGGAAUCUCAACCCUCUAUAUGCGAUGGACAAGCCAGUAAUCAUCAGUCCUCAUGUGCUGAAUUGCCUGCACCAAAGCAAAGACUCUAAUACCUUCAAAAAAGCUUACAACUCAGAUUUAGGAUCCUCACAAUCCUCUACCCUUGACACAGACAACUCACAGAGGGAGAGACCGGCGGGAGGGAAAACACAGCACUGCAGUUUGAGAGGUGUGAAGAGGCUCAAGAAAGCAGCAAGGCAGUGCUGGGCCAGAUUGGCGACAGAUGGUGUGCAAAGCAUACUGGCCUCUCCCUUGCAUGGCCAAAUCCCAGGGGUCAGAGGUCAAGCCUGGGGCUUUGUCUCCCUGUCAGAUGUCCUCCUCUUGGUGGGAGUGAAGUAUGAUGUGGUGACCCACUUGCUUUAUACAGAAAUGCUUCAGGAACACUACAGUAAGGAAAAAGUUACUCUGAACUGUUGA
Molecule: messenger RNA, 708 nt
Organism: Thunnus maccoyii (southern bluefin tuna)
Lineage: Eukaryota; Metazoa; Chordata; Actinopteri; Scombriformes; Scombridae
Exons: 6
Coding region: 1-708 (235 amino acids)
Source: RefSeq, a predicted model, not a curated record